Molecule: messenger RNA, 3543 nt
Organism: Neospora caninum
Lineage: Eukaryota; Apicomplexa; Conoidasida; Eucoccidiorida; Sarcocystidae
Product: phosphoenolpyruvate synthase, related
Exons: 22
Coding region: 1-3543 (1180 amino acids)
Biological process (GO): phosphorylation
Molecular function (GO): kinase activity; ATP binding; starch binding
Source: RefSeq, a predicted model, not a curated record
AUGCAGAACCCAUCGGGCGUGAGCGUCCAGUUCGAGUGCAUUUGCCCGCAUACGCAGCCUGGACAAACGGUAUGGGUUGUGGGAAAUGCGUCUGCUCUCGGGUCGUGGCGCCUCGAUGACGCACUGCAGCUCGAAACCGGGCGUGAGUCCUUCCCCACGUGGAAAUCCGCAGGGGAGGUUCGAAUCCCCAGAGCCCAAGAUGUCGAGUUCAAAUUCGUCAUCAUGAGUCAACACAAAGACUACGUCGUAUGGGAACAGAUCGGCGAGUGGCAAAGCGAGCAGUUGCCUUGGGUACCGCCUUCAAAGAUCUUAACCGUCGACCUGAAACUCUCACCUGGAUCCGACGGUCAGCACCAGCCGCCUACAUGGAUGGGGCGGUCGCCGGACACUGCAGCGUCGCCUCUCCCUCGCUUGUCAUCUCGCCUCGAUGUGCUCUCGUCGCCCACGUCUCUCUCCACUUCGUCGCUCGGCGGUUCGCCGUUCUCUGUCGCCAGUCACCUGCUGGACCCAGCAGCCGACGAGGAAGGCGAGACGAAAGAGCGAAACCAGAAAGCUCCAGAAGGACCGCCUCCCGGGGCCUCGCCGCUGCGGCUCGUGGUUGACGGGGAGCGAGGCGCGAAAAGCUGGAGAGAGAAACUCGAGGUGGUCAAGGCCGUCCUCACCGCCGCCCUAAAAGACGGGAAAUUCAGAUACAAUCCCCAGGACACAGUGAACCUCAUCGACUCUCUGGCCUACUGCAGCAUCUACCUUCGCUUCAUCUCCCAAGGCGACAUCGUUUGCACGGAGGACGGCAGACAUUUCCGCCCGAAUCACCACGCCAAUCUCUCGAGGGAGUUGUGCGUCCUUCUCGAACAAAUCAUGCAGGAGGCGGCCAGCAGAGACGACGUCAUGGAAAUCAAACACGCCCUUCAAAACAAACUGCAUCGCUGCGCAGGCCCGGAGGACCUAGUGACAGCGGAGAAACUUCUUCAAAGAUUCCACAGCACCCCGGGGCGAUAUCCUCACGAGUUCAUCGUCGAGUUUGAGCGCUUCUACGAUGAGUUGCGCCGCUUCUUCAACGCCACGGAUUUGGAGACGCGACUCGAGGAACUUUGCCAGCAAGAAAAUCCCCGCGCUGCCGAGCUGAUCGCUCGAUUUCUGGAGUCGAAGGCUCGCAGCGAUGAUCCGAAUGCGGGGCUGACGAAGUUGCUCGUGACGCUGUCGGUGUGCGUCGAUCUCCGCGCGUCGUUCACUUGCCAGCUGAGAGACAGCGCGGCGACAACCCAUCAUCAGGAUGUCUACCAAGUGCAAGAAAUGCGACUGGCAGAAAUCUUGCUGGACGACGUCGCCUUCGUCCUCCUCAGCCGCAGCGAGACGCUGUUCGAGCAGCAACCCGACAACCGAUGGGCAGAAGCGCUCGAGGCCCUCUCUUUGGGACUUCAGAAUGUGCGCAUCAGCGGAAUCAAACGCGAUGAAUGCCGAGCCUUGGCCAAUGAGUUUUCCAGUUUGGCGCGGCAGGCGUUUCACUCGAGGGACGAUUUUUUGAUUUUGAAGGCUUCUCUGGACAGAUGUCGCCGCCUCUGCGAAGAUUUUUCCGACUUGCAAAUUGCGCUCUUCUCCAACCGAGCUCUCGCCCUCGGGCACCUCCUCAAGUUGCCUUCUCUCUCCGUCAGAAUUUACUCCGAGGCAACCAUCCGCAGCAGCGUCGUCUUCCAGAUUUCGAAGCUCUGUCGCGCGUUGCUCCGCUGCAUUCAAGUCCGUCUGAAUCUCCAGCCCUACGACGCGCUAGUUGCUGGCAAAGCUGUCGGCUCGGUUCUUCUUUUCGACACUCUCGAAGAAGCUGCGCUCCACUGCGUGAGGCGGAACCACUCCGCCGCGCUGUGCUCUGGCCGCGACAGACCUUCCGAGGACGCAUGCGCGAGUGCGUGCACGCCUGCGUCCAAGGCGGGUGUCUCGACUGUCUCUGCAGAGAAGGCGGAGACGGGAACGCGCCUGGGAGACGAGAAAGGUGAAGCCUCGAAAGCGAACGAUCGGUUCCUCGACGCGCCGCCUCUCAUUCUCGCGGCGAGAUGUGCAAGUGGCGACGAAGAAAUCGCAGGGCUGGACGGGGCAUGCGGCCGCGUUGUUGGCGUCGUCGUCGGCCAUGAUUUGCCCAUCCUCAGCCAUCUCGGUGUGCGCGCUCGUCAGAAGGGUGUCCCGUUUGUUGCCUGUCAAGACCCAUCGGCUUUUGACGCCUUUGCGGCAGCCCAAGGAAAACUUGUUUCUCUCUCAGCAGAUUCUCGCGCGAUUUCUUUCGAAGUUCUGGAGGGCGAGAAAGCGACGGAGGCUCUACAGAGGCAACGCCCACCAGAAGAAAACUCCGUCGAGAAAUCGAGCGCAAAAGACGGAAAUUCACCCGUGCGAGUUUCCUCGCGAUCGCCGUCAUACCCGUUCUCUUCGGCAGUUCCGCCUGCGCUCCUCACAGCCUCCGCACCACCUCCGCCGCUCGCCGUCAGAGAUGUGACUCUCGAGACGUGCGGCGCGAAGGCGGCGACCUGUGCGCGUCUGAGACUUCUGGCGGAGGAGGCAGAAACGCGAAACGACGGCGACAACGGCCGCGGGUCUAACGCCCCGGCGGAAGUGUUCGAAGCCCCAAACGUUCUUGCCUUCCCCUACGGCACCGCCGAAUGGCUGAUUCAGGAACAAGGGAAGAAAGAAGAGUUUCAAGUUCUCAUCGAGACGCUCGAAACACGUGCACCUGGUUCACAGCUGGAUGAGGCGGCAAGAAAACUUCAAGAACUCAUCAUGCAUUUGGUCCUUCCCGAGGAAAUCGUUCUGCCUGUUGUCCACGGGUUUGGAGCUCGCUCGCGCCUCGUGGUCCGCUCCUCUGCGAAUGUCGAGGAUUUGAAAGGCAUGUCGGCGGCGGGGCUAUAUGAGUCCGUGGCGAACGUCUCAGUGGCCGAUGUAGCCGCCUUCCAGUCGGCUGUCGUGACGGUCUGGGCGUCUCUCUACUCUCGCCGCGCAAUCCUCGCGAGACGAGCUGCCGGCGUUCCUCAGCACCACGCGUGCAUGGCCGUUUUGAUCCAGGAGUUAGUCAGCCCAGAACUGAGUUUCAUUCUUCACACGGUCAAUCCGCUGGAGAAGGACAUGCAUCACCUCUACGCCGAAAUUGCGCCUGGCCUCGGAGAGACGGUCGCCGGAGCCGGCACGCGAGGGUCUCCCUAUCGCAUGCUCGUGGACAAAACGACAGGCGAAGUGACGAUGCUCUCCUUCUGUAACUAUAGCACGUCCCUCGUCCCUGCGAUGCCAAAGAACCGAAGCUUCACCACCCUGCGCGACGGGAAAGGCAUGCACCAGGCGACUCCUCUCCUCACCCCCUCAAGCCUCGUCAAAUCGCGCGUCAUGGAUUACACCCUGGAACCGAUGACACAAGACCUCGGAUACAGAGUCCACAUUGCACACAGACUCGCUGGCAUCGCUGUAACGCUUGAGGCCGAGCUCGACGGUCCACAGGACGUGGAAGGCGUGAUUUCAGGUGACGCAAUCUGGGUUGUGCAGUCUCGGCCGCAACCUUCCUCUGACUAA